This is a messenger RNA of Rotaria sordida, 318 nucleotides long. Lineage: Eukaryota; Metazoa; Rotifera; Eurotatoria; Philodinida; Philodinidae. The record is from the annotation of a GenBank genome assembly.
AUGUCUUCAAAUAAAUCAUUUGAAUAUUCAGCAUGUGUAACAACAGUAUCAACUGAUGAAGUUGCGCGCAAAUUAGCUCGUUCAUUGAUUGAAGCUCAUCUUGCUACUUGUGUCAAUAUAAUUCCAAGUGUUCGAUCGAUUUAUGAAUGGCAAUCAAAGAUUCAUGAAGAUAAUGAACUUAUUUUAAUGAUUAAAAUACGAAAAGAAUAUAAUCAAUCAUAUGAUGUACCAGAAUUAAUCGAAUUACCGAUUACUAGUGGAAAUCCUGAUUAUCUUAAAUGGAUUGAUGGAAUUGUCAAACAACAAUCAUCAACAUAA